Molecule: messenger RNA, 839 nt
Organism: Pocillopora verrucosa
Lineage: Eukaryota; Metazoa; Cnidaria; Anthozoa; Scleractinia; Pocilloporidae
Source: RefSeq, a predicted model, not a curated record
AUGAUAUUUUUUCCAUUUUAUCUUCUGUUCAAUAUUCCGUUUUGCAAAGGGAAAACGAGCGAAUCGCUCGAAGCAAAUUUUUCUUGCAAAGGAGAGCUGACUGUGUUCACCUUCGGUGAUUAUAAGACUCGUACUCAAAACAGCACAUGGGAAAACAAUGUAGUAAAUGUCACUGUUAAAUCAAAAACAAGCCACUUGGCCGUGAGAUGUCGAAAUUAUCACCAGAAACCGUGGCUUAUAGGAAGUGUAAGCAACGGCCUAGUUACCGACACACGAUGGAAAUGUAUUGGUCUGAAAAGAGGCGAGUCGGCUCAGAUCCUAUUUUGGCGCAAGACAGCGGAUGUCAGCCAUUGGCCUCAGGCCUUUGCAAACCAUACAAAACGAGAAGAUAGUCUCUGGGGAAAGAUCUCGGGUAUCAGUGAGGACGCAUUAUGGAUUUCUACAGUAGAGGAAGAUCAUGUGAGGCUUUUUUGCCGGCGGAAAUUAUCUGAUUUGGCUCCAGUAAUGACAGAGGUGUUGUCUGAGGGGAUCUUUCAGGCUACUAUUAAUGAUGUAGGUCACUCAUUACGUAACCACACUCAGAGUCAGCAUCAAGUUAGCGACGUUAGGGAAUGUUUCGAGAAGUGCCUUGCUGAUCCCCAGUGCCUGUCGUUUAACUUACAGCAUGAUUCAGCACUACCCACAAGGAGUUGCGAGUUGAAUGGAGUAACAAAAGGACAAGAUCCACGGAAUUACGUCAGAAGGCCUGGUUACACAUACUAUGACAGAGUUUGAAGAUCACUGCUCGAAUCACAGGCAUACCACACUAUGUUGAUAAUUGUUCACAUGGGACGACAAAA